This is a messenger RNA of Cuscuta europaea, 3616 nucleotides long. Lineage: Eukaryota; Viridiplantae; Streptophyta; Magnoliopsida; Solanales; Convolvulaceae. The record is from the annotation of a GenBank genome assembly.
GUGGAAAUGGAAGCGACUGUAGCUUUGAAUAUCUCCCACUUAUCUUUCUUUUCAUCCUUUUUACCUCAAACUGAAUCAAAAGGAUAUACGACCAACACAUGUGGGGGACCGAUCCCCAACCCACUCACCUUGCAUAGAAAAGUACUCCCCAUCUUCCUCCCCAAUAGCCCCCCUUUCCGCCGUGUCCUACCUCCGCCUACCGUGACAGUGGCCGCAAAAUCAGAACCGCCUCCACACCAUCUCUGGAAUCACCGCUCCGAGGAUGGCGAGGCUUGUGGUAGAGGUGCUGGAAGCAAGUGAUCUCAUGCCCAAGGAUGGGCAGGGCUCCGCAGAUCCAUACGUGGAGGUGGAAUUCGAUGGGGAGCGCCAGAAGACGAAGGCGAAGAACAAGGAUCUAUGCCCUCACUGGAAUGAGACGCUUGUUUUCAGCGUCAAUAAUCCCUCCGUCUUGUCCACUGAGACCAUUGAGGUAUGUGUCUAUAGUGCAGUUAAAAAUGGCCUUAACCCCAAGUUUCUUGGCAGAGUUAAGAUUUCUGGCGUUUCUGUUCCAUCUUCUGAGUCUGAAGCUGAAAUCCAGUCAUACCCACUUGAUAAAAGGGGCCUCUUUUCUCAUAUCAAGGGUGAAAUUUCGUUGAAAGUCUAUGUUUUGCCGGGUCUGGGUACUAAUAAUCCCGGUCCUGACCAGAACCCCCACCACCACCUUCCGCAGCCCCAGGAUUUGAAUUUUGAGACUGAAACGCCGUUCAGCACUGAUGGUGCGGGCGGCACAGAAAGUAGAGAUAUCCCUCUCCCUCCACCCCCAUUGCAAGAAACCAAAACCAUCAACUCGUUCAAUGACGAGACUGAAUUUAAGAAGAAGAAUAAAAAGAAUAAGAAAAAAGAAGCACCGCCACUAAGGACCUUUUACUCCGUGGGUACAGGUGGUGGUCAACACCCUCCGCCCCCUCCUCAACCGGCAAUGGCUAUGGUCCAGCCCCGUGUAGAUUUUAUGAAAGCAGGGCCAAUGCCACCUAGCUCAAUCCAUCAGAUGCAAGUGCCACCCGGUCAGAGGCAGGAAUUUGGGCUGGUCGAGACUAAACCUCCUCUUGCUGCAAGAAUGGGUUAUUGGGCUGGGAAGGACAAGACGGCAUCCACUUACGAUCUGGUGGAGCAGAUGUACUUCUUAUACAUACAUGUGGUCAAGGCAAGAGAUUUGCCCGUGAUGGAUCUCACGGGUAGUCUCGACCCGUACGUUGAGCUCAGAGUUGGGAAUUACCGGGCCAGGACAAGGCACUUCGAGAAGAACCAGAACCCUGUCUGGAACGACACUUUUGCUUUCGCCAAGGAGAACAUGCAGUCUAACAUCAUUGAGGUGGUCGUGAAGGAUGUAGAUUUCCUGAAGGAUGAUUUCGUGGGGAGAGUUGCAUUUGAUAUCAUGGAAGUUCCACUUAGGGUUCCCCCAGACAGUCCCUUGGCUCCUCAAUGGUACAGACUAGUGGGUAAGAGAGGGGAGAGGAUCUUCCAAGGAGAGAUCAUGCUUGCUGUUUGGAUGGGUACGCAAGCUGACGAGGUCUUCCCAGACGCUUUACACUCCGAUGCUUAUGGGAUUAGUCCAAGCAGCUUAGCGAACACGAGAUCCAAGGUGUAUUUCUCUCCCAGACUCUUCUAUCUAAGGGUCCAUGUCAUCGGGGCCCAAGAUCUGGUCCCUGCGGACAAAUCGCGAAUGCCGGAGGCGUUCGUGAAAGUGCACCUUGGUCAUCAGUCAAGGGUCACUAGACCCUUCCAGAGACACAUUAAUCCGAUGUGGAACGAGGAGAUCAUACUCGUGGCUUCCGAGCCUCUAGAUGAGUUCUUAACAGUAGAUGUUUUCGACCGGGUUGGGCCUGGUAAGGAUGAAGUGAUCGGGCGGGUGAUGAUACCGGUCAGAGAGAUUCCACCCCGUGCGGGGGAAAUCAAUAAGCUUCCUCCUCCCAAGUGGUUCAACCUCCAGAGGCCUUUCCUAGGAGGAGGAGAGGAUGACGACAAGAAGAGAGAAAUGAGAUUCUCAAGCAAAAUCCACCUCGUCCUCUGCAUGGAUGUGAGUUACCACGUUCUUGACGAGUCGACUCAUUUCAGCAGCGAUCUUCAGCCGUCCUCCAAGCUGAUGAGGAAGCCUAGUAUUGGGAUUCUAGAACUGGGUAUUCUGAAUGCCCAAAAUCUGCAGCCGAUGAAGGGCAAAGACGGUAGACUCACGGAUGCUUACUGUGUGGCAAAGUAUGGGAACAAAUGGGUACGGACGAGAACGGUCCUCAACAACUUGAGUCCCCGGUGGAACGAGCAGUAUACUUGGGAAGUGUUUGAUCCUUGUACUGUCAUAACAAUUGGCGUGUUUGACAAUUGCCAAAUCCACGGGAAAGAGGAUCCGAGGGAUCAGAGAGAUCAGAGGAUUGGUAAGGUGAGAAUCAGGCUAUCAACUCUUGAGACCGACCGUAUCUACACCCAUUUUUACCCGUUGCUUGUCCUUCAACCACCGUCUGGCCUGAAGAAGCACGGUGAGCUCCAUUUAGCCGUACGGUUCACUUGCACAGCUUGGGUCAACAUGGUGGCUCAAUACGGACGACCAUUGCUUCCGAAGAUGCAUUACGUGCAACCGAUCUCGGUCCGACACAUCGAUUGGCUUCGCCACCAGGCGAUACUCUUGGUCGGGGAAAGGCUAGGCAGGGCAGAGCCUCCCCUUAGGAGGGAGGUGGUUGAGUACAUGUUGGAUUCGAACUACAAUGUGUUUAGCCUCAGGAGAAGCAAGGCUAACUUCUUUCGCAUCAUGUCGCUUCUCAACGGGGUUUCAGCAGUCUGUAGAUGGUACUCCGGGAUUUGCUACUGGAGAAACCCGUUCACGACCAUCCUUGUCCAUGUCUUGUUCUUGAUCCUCGUAUGCUACCCGGAACUCAUCCUCCCAACGGUUUUCCUCUACUUAUUCGUGAUCGGGCUAUGGAACUACAGGUUCAGGCCACGGAACCCGCCAGCGAUGGAUGCGCGGAUUUCACAAGCGGACACCACCAACCCGGAUGAGUUGGAUGAGGAGUUCGACACGUUCCCGACGUGUCGGCCAAUGGAGGUCGUAAGGAUGAGGUACGACAGGCUGCGGAGCGUGUCGGGGAAGGUGCAGAGUGUGAUUGGGGAUUUGGCUACUCAAGGGGAGAGAGCUCUAUCCAUAUUGAACUGGAGGGAUCCCAGGGCCACAGCCAUAUUCAUCAUCUUUUCGUUGAUCUUGGCUGUUGUUCUUUAUGUCACUCCAUUCCAAGUGGUUGCACUCCUCAUCGGCCUCUAUUUACUUCGCCAUCCGCGCUUCAGGAGCAGGCUCCCGUCGGUUCCAGUCAACUUCUUCAAGAGGUUGCCAUCCAAAUCUGAUCAACUGUUGUAAAGGGAGAAGAUUGUAAUUGCAUAUCCAAUCUCUCUUAGACUCUUAGUGUAUUAUUCUACUGUUGUAACAUAUGGAUGUUGUUCAGUAAAUGAUGAAUGGAAUAAGACUGUACGCGGAAGCAUAAAAAUAUUCUCUAGCAGCUAUUUUGGGAACCAAAAUCGACUUAGAUUUGGAACGUAAGGAUAAACAAAAUGGGACGUGGGUGUCAUUUUAUUUAGUUAUUUUUCAUUGAUUCCA